Arabidopsis thaliana (thale cress) is the source of this 864-nucleotide messenger RNA. RefSeq lists its product as hypothetical. The transcript is spliced from 6 exons. The coding region runs from base 1 to 864 and encodes 287 amino acids. The record is from RefSeq and is marked reviewed. Lineage: Eukaryota; Viridiplantae; Streptophyta; Magnoliopsida; Brassicales; Brassicaceae.
AUGGAUUGGACCAUGAUUUCGGGGUCUAGAGAUGAAAGUCUCCAUGCGGCGAGGGAUUACUGGCGUCGACUGAAUGAAUCCGAGUGUUUCGAUAUCGAGGGAAUCGAAGCACCACCAGGUGCCAUUGCACUGAUACCCUACGACUGUCAACUGCCUAAUAGUUUCCAUCCUCUUCCUCUCUGGGUCAAGCUUUAUGCUAGUGCGGGGCUUCAUCGAUUCAAUAUGUUGGAGGUUCUAGUUAAUGAACGAAGUGUCGGCAAGUUGAAUAUAAUCGUUCCGAUUGCUAGACCUAAAGGUGUGACCACCAACGAGCGCUUCAUACCUUGUGAUUGUUUUUCAGUGGAUGAUAAGUUGCCUCAGUGGCCGUCACAUGAUUCUUUCAAUGAUAGAAAACGAUUUUACUCGGUGAAGGAGUCGGAAUUGCAAAACAAUGAUUGGAUUAAUCUGUAUUUGGAACUUGUACUCUGUGCAAUUCAAAAGGUCAGAAUCUCAGAUAGCGAUCUGUCCAAGCUGAAGAUUGUGAAAGCGGUGAUAGAAACCAAGGAAGAUAUGGUGCCCCCAAAUGAGAGACUCAACGCCAAAACUGCAGUGGUCUACAUAACUUUUAAGGGAUUGGCCAAUGCUCGUAUUGCUGCUGGUGAGCAUUAUGAACGUAAAGCUAUCAUUAGAAGAAUCUUCAAUGAGCAUACAGGUCACUUGUCUCUCCUUGGUGAUUUGAUUGGAGAGAAAAAGUUCGUAAACAUUGACCCUGUUACUUAUUUCAACUCUCCCGCGUAUCUAGAAGACAUCACUCACGAGCUGCCGCCGGAGUCGCCCUGGAUGGAUAUUUUGGCGGGAACAGGGUCCAUGGAUCAGAUAGAUUAA